Pyricularia oryzae 70-15 is the source of this 1933-nucleotide messenger RNA. Its product is annotated as 3-carboxymuconate cyclase. The transcript has 4 exons. The record is from RefSeq and is a predicted model, not a curated record. NCBI's taxonomy places the organism in Eukaryota, Fungi, Ascomycota, Sordariomycetes, Magnaporthales, Pyriculariaceae. Bases 607 to 1797 code for a protein of 396 amino acids. Gene Ontology annotation, molecular function: protein binding; 6-phosphogluconolactonase activity.
CAGGGGCCCUCACGGAUGGGAUAUAACGUGGCAGUAUGACGCGGGACUACUGCCUAUCCGCUCUUUGAAGCUUUGGUCACUGCGACGUUGAUCUCCAUCUCUCCUCACCCUCCACACUUAAUACUAGGCAAUCACCCAGUCAAGUCGCCAUGGCUCCUCCACAGUCACUUAACUUAAUGGCAAUGAAUUCGCAAUCGAUGGCUUGGCAAGCUGCCAUUGUUUUCGCUAUAACAUCACACUAGCAGCUUUCUGCCCCAUCUUUUCUGUCUUUAAAAACUACCUAGAACCAGACUAUGUAGACCAAAAAUAACAAUUCCGUUCCCAGCACAUUGGUCUCUGUCUGCGUAUUUCUCGCACCGUAAGCAGUGACUAGCUUCAGGAGCUCCAUCCGCCGCGUUGCUCUCGACGUCUGCACAAGCUGCAAAGCAUUGACCCGCCCGGAUUUCUCUUUCCGUUCUUUGUUUGCAGACGCAGCUUGCCGCCAAAGGAAUUAAAUAUCUGCCCGCCUAGAUUGAGGUAGCAAGAUAUUAGAUUGCUUGCAGCUCCUCCACGCCGCCUCACACCACAUCAACUACAGACACGGCAUCACCUGACACAGCUGACAAUAUGCGUCCCGGAUCGUCAUCGUACUGCGCCAAUGGCAUUCUUGCCCUCUUGGCUCUUUUGCCCACCGUCAGCUCGUCUAUUCUAUAUUCUUCCUCAUAUGGUGGAAGCGUCUCUGCCCUCGAUCUGACCCUUGCGUCGGACUCGAAUCUCUCAAGCCUGAAGGUGGUUUCGUCGACCAAGGAAUGCUCCCCAGAUCCAGCUUGGCUGACCCUUGAUUCGGCCAAUUCAAGGCUCUACUGUGUUGGCGAGGGGCUGAACACGAGAAAUGGGUCACUGAGUGCCUUUGCAACUUCACCUGAUGGUUCUCUGUCCUUAAUUAAGAAGGUCGACACGAUUGGAGGACCCGUGAGCUCGGUUAUCUACGGCAAAGGCGGCGAAGGCAUCGCUGCUGCACACUAUACUGGCUCAUCGUUGACUACUUAUGCAGUCUCCGACCUAAAGCUGCUUCAGGCAAAGACAUGGAGCGAACCUCUUGGUCCUAAUAUUACCAGGCAGGAUGCUCCACAUCCUCAUGAGGCCACUCUCGACCCAACCGGUCGCUUUGUUGUCGUUCCGGAUCUUGGUUCAGACCGUGUGCGCAUUCUAGCCAUCGAUGGAGCAGGAGGUUUGGGUUUGACGGAGGUGGAACCACUCGCCGCCAGGCCUGGCAGUGGACCUAGGCACCUGGAGUUUCUCAAGCUCGACGGCAAGACCUUGAUGUACUUGGUCUCCGAACUGGACAACACUGUGACGGUGUACGAGGUUGGCUACGGUGACGACGGCAAGUCCAUGUCUUUCAGUGAGAUUAUGGUUACGGGGACUCAUGGUGAUAUCGCCACACCCAACGCGUCCGCUGCCGAGAUUCAUCUGUCGCCGGAUAAUCGCUUCCUUCUUGUGUCAUCUCGCUUCGACAAGGCCUUCAACAUCCCCAGCUUCGAUACUACAGAUGGCACCCUUGUCCCGUCUGACACGAUCACCAGUUUCUCCAUCGACCAAAAGACAGGUGCCAUCUCAGCGAUUCAGAGGUUCCCAGCCGGCGGCGACAACCCAAGGCAUUUCUCGAUCAACAAGGACGGAAGUCUUGUCGCGUCUGGUCUUCAGGGAGAUGGACGUAUUGUCAUCAUAUCUCGCGAUGCAGAGACUGGCCUCCUGAAGGAGUUUGUUGCCAACGCCAAGGUUGAGGUCGGCGUUAACUGUGUUGUCUUUGCCUGAGUGACAGAGUCGAGAGACGGCCAUGAAGGUUGGGCAUAGUCUAGAACUAGUUCAUUUGCUGCCGCAUGGCAAGCUGGGUAUAUAGAUCAACCAGAACUAGGAGCUAAGAUUAUUACUACGUACCUUGCAUGCAAUA